AUGUCGACACUAGGCAAGGGCUCAAGCCCCAUGGUCUACGGUGUCGUCCAGUAUGACUUCCAGGCCGAGCGACCGGACGAGUUAGCCGCCAAAGCCGGCGAGGCCAUCAUCGUCAUCGCCCAGUCCAAUCCGGAAUGGUUUGUCGCCAAACCUAUCGGUCGCCUGGGUGGCCCGGGCCUCAUCCCGGUCUCGUUCAUUGAGCUGAGGGAUAUGCAGUCGGGUCAAGCGGUGACGGAUCCCCUCGACGCUGUGCGACGCGCCGGAGUGCCCAAGGUGGAGGAAUGGAAGAAGAUGACCGCCGACUACAAGAAUAGCAGCAUCACGCUGGGCAAGAUCGACUCCGCCGCAGCGGCGGCGGCGGCGGCGAACAAUGUGAACUCGGUGACCUCCGGCAUGGAAAAGAUGUCCAUGAGCCACCAGAGCACCGCCCAUUUGAGCCAGAACGGCAAUUCCUAUGGCUACCAUCAUCGCAAUCCCAGCAAAGGUUCUCUCGCACAGCAUAUGUCUCACCAGUCGAUGCAAAGCUACCACCAGCCCCUGGUGGCCCCGGUCGCCGCGUCCAUUCCUCGCUACUGCUUCGACAACGAUAAAUACUGGUACAUCAUCGAGGCGAAGAUGGAGGACGGUCGCUGUUGGGAACUCUCCCGGUACUACCAUGACUUUUAUGACUUUCAGAUCGCCCUCUUGACGCAGUUCGAAGAAGAGGCCGGGAACCGAGGCAAGCCACGGACCUUGCCGUUCAUGCCCGGCCCGGUCACCCACGUUACCGAUGCGAUCUCCAACGGCCGCCGCCAGAACUUAGACGAGUACAUUCGAAAACUGCUGGCCAUGCCUCCCCACAUCUCCCGUUGCCAGCUGGUCCGGGAAUUGUUUGCUCCUCGCGCGGGAGACUUCGAGAUCGACCCCGGCGCGUUUGGAGAGGAUGUGCGGUUCUCCGGUGGGUCGCACCACUCGGCGCAUGAGGACCUCCGCAGCGCUUCCCGCCAGUCCUCGCAGGCCCAGAUCAACCCCCCGCACGACCGGAACUCGCACCAGCGGGCGCAGGCGUCGAUAUCGCACAGCAACGGCAUGCCUCCGCCGAUGAACCGACAGGCCAGCUCUCUGACGCAGGUCUCCAGCUCGAGCAGCGGCGCAUUGAAAGUCAAGGUUUCCUUCCAGGGCGAUCUCAUCGCAAUUCGAGUCCCGAACGACAUUAGCUUUCAGCAGCUGCGGGAGAAGCUCAUGGAUCGUCUGAAGAUCAACACUGAAAUCGCGGUGCAAUACAAGGACGAGCCGUCGGGCGCCUACGUCGACCUGGUCAGCGACAGCGAUCUCGACACGGCCAUCCAACGCAAUUCCAAACUGACGUUAUUCGUUGAGCUCGUCUGA
Molecule: messenger RNA, 1368 nt
Organism: Aspergillus bombycis
Lineage: Eukaryota; Fungi; Ascomycota; Eurotiomycetes; Eurotiales; Aspergillaceae
Product: phosphatidylinositol-3-phosphate-binding protein BEM1
Exons: 2
Coding region: 1-1368 (455 amino acids)
Biological process (GO): conjugation with cellular fusion
Cellular component (GO): mating projection tip
Molecular function (GO): protein binding; phosphatidylinositol binding
Source: RefSeq, a predicted model, not a curated record